Messenger RNA from Dentiscutata erythropus, 520 nucleotides. Lineage: Eukaryota; Fungi; Glomeromycota; Glomeromycetes; Diversisporales; Gigasporaceae. The record is from the annotation of a GenBank genome assembly.
AUGGUGUAUUUGAGUGAAUGGCUUGAUGAAGCUAUCACAAAGGGCAUUCUUGUAAAUGUUGCACCCAACCAAUUAAAAAAUGAAGUAGAUAUUGGUAGGGGUGGAUAUUCAAAAGUAACCAAAUGUAUAUUGAAUUCAGAAGGAAAAUGGGUCGCAUGUAAACGAAUGACAAAUGUCCGAGAUGAUGAUGAUAAUUCACGACGUACUUUUAUUCGUGAGUUGAAAUUGCAGAAUAAGCUACGAAAUUCCGAAUAUGUAAUCCAAUUACUUGGGGUAUCUCAAGAUCCAACAACAAAUACAUAUCGACUUGUAUUUGACUUUGCCGAUGGUGGAACUCUUAGAAAUUUUCUGUGUUUAAAGAAAAAAGAAUUAAAUUGGUUUGAUAAAAUUAAACUCUCAACUGAGGUUGCUAAUGGACUAUUAGCUCUACACAAUACAAAAAUUGUUCAUCUAGGCCUAGUUGUGUUAGAAACUCUUAAAGAUCUAUCCGAUGAAGAUAUAGUCAUGGGCGAAGUAAACG